Messenger RNA from Zingiber officinale, 3520 nucleotides. Its product is annotated as pentatricopeptide repeat-containing protein At1g53600, mitochondrial-like. Bases 37 to 2100 code for a protein of 687 amino acids. The record is from RefSeq and is a predicted model, not a curated record. Gene Ontology annotation, biological process: RNA modification. NCBI's taxonomy places the organism in Eukaryota, Viridiplantae, Streptophyta, Magnoliopsida, Zingiberales, Zingiberaceae. The transcript is spliced from 6 exons. Gene Ontology annotation, molecular function: protein binding; RNA binding.
UAAAUUUAUAUCAUCGAAGGUUUUAGUGGGCGACUUAUGCUGCCUCAGUUGAUGCUCUCUUCCGCCGAAAGAAACACUGCGCAGACCUGCCGCCGCUUGUCCUUCAGCUUCGCCAGGCCAUCGCCGCCGCUCUCCAACUUUAGAACUCCUCUGGAACCCUCCUCCCGCCGUCUGCUGCUCUCCUGUAACGCUCAAAUCACCCGCAGCGGCCGCCAUGGUGAUCUCCUCGCCGCCCAGUCGACUUUCGACCGCAUGCCCUUCCGCGACGUCGUCUCCUGGACAGCGCUCCUCACCGCCUACGCCGAUAACGGCCAGAUCUCCGCCGCGCGGAGAGUGUUCGACGAAAUGCCCACCAGAAACACCGCCUCCUGGAACGCGAUGAUGACUGCCUAUGCGCGCUCCUCCAGACUUGCCGAGGCUUCCGAGUUGUUCGCUCGGAUGCCAGGCCGGAACGCGGUCUCCUACGGUGCCAUGAUCUCCGGAUUCGCCAAGAACGGGAUGAUGAAGGAGGCCGAGGAAGUCUACCAGGCGAUGCCGCGGAGGUGGCGCGACCCGGUAGCUACGCACGCUUUGAUCUGCGGGUACUUGCGGGCAGGGAAGCUCGAUUUGGCUACUCGAGUGUUCGAGGCGAUGGAGGUGAGGGAUGUGUUUUCUUGGAGCUCGAUGGUCGAUGGGUAUUGUAAAUGUGGGAGGGUCUGCGACGCCAGAGAGCUAUUCGACGCAAUGCCUGAGAAGAAUGUAGUUUCUUGGACUGCUAUGAUUCAAGGGUGCGUAAGAAGUGGAAUGUGGGAAGAUGGUUUUAGACUAUUUCUGCAGAUGCGAAGAGAGUGCGUGAGCUUCAAUUCCAUGACACUAUCUGUCAUGGUUGAUGCUUGCUCUGCACUGGACAGGAUAAGAGAAGGGAUUCAAUGUCAUGCUCUCAUCUUGGCUCUGGGACUCCAAAAUGAUGUCUUCCUGGGCAAUUCAAUUAUUGUCAUGUAUGCAAGAGCACGUUGGAUGGAUGAUGCCAGAAGAUCAUUCAAUUGUAUGAGCAUAAAAGAUUUGGUAUCAUGGAAUUCAUUGAUUGCUGGAUACAUCCAGGAUGAUGCAUUGGAAGCAGCAAAUGAAUUGUUUGAGGCAAUGCCUGAAAAGGAUAUUAUUUCUUGGACUUCAAUGGUAGUGGGAUUUUCCAAGAGAGGGGGGAUUUCUGAGUCUGUUCGUCUGUUUCAAGAGAUGCCUGAAAAAGAUGAAAUUGCUUGGACUGCUAUCGUCUCAGCAUUUGUGGCAAAUGGGAAACAUGAAAAUGCAAUACUAUGGUUCAAUUGCAUGGUUGAUGAAGGGUUUAAGCCCAGUGCUCAAGCAUUGAGCAGUGUGCUUAGUGCCUCAGCUAACCUGGUAAUUCUUGAAGUGGGAAUGCACAUUCAUGCAUGCACAAUCAAAACAAAUCUAGAGUCAGAUGUGGCUGUUCAAAGUUCCUUGGUCUCAAUGUAUGCAAAAUGUGGGAGUGUGACUGAUGCCUAUCACAUUUUCUUGUCAAUUGGUGAGCCAAACCUAGUAACUAUAAAUGCCAUGGUGACAGCAUUUUCUCAACAUGGUUUAGUUAAAGAAGCACUUGCAUUGUUCGAAGACAUGCAGAGAUAUGGCUGCAAACCUAAUCAGGUUACCUUCUUGGGGAUUCUUUCAGCUUGUGCUCAUGCAGGUUUGGUUGGUGAAGGUUACAAGCACUUCAAAUCCAUGACAACUUUAUAUUGUGUAGAACCAGGACUUGAUCAUUAUACUUGCAUGGUUGAUCUAUUAGGACGCUCAGGGUUACUCAGAGAAGCAGUUGACUUGAUCAACUCAAUGCCUUUGUCUCCUCACUCUGCAAUUUGGGGAGCAUUGCUUAAUGCCAGUAGUAUUCACUCUCAUCUGGAAUUUGCAGAGCUAGCAGCCCAGCGACUUUUGGAAUUAGAACCAAACAAUUCAGCAGCUUAUUCAGUUCUGUCAAAUAUGUAUGGUUUGGCAGUGCACAAGAAGUCUGAAGAAAGAAUGAGGAUGACACAGAUGUCCAAUGGUGUGCGGAAGACUCCAGGAUAUAGCUGGGUUAUUUUUGACAAUGCUUUAAGACAGCUAAACAUGUAGCAAGUACCAGAUGCAAAUCAUACAUGAUUCACAAUUGUGAGAAUGUCUCAUCUUUUCUGUGGAAGGGCAUUUUUUCCCCCUUGAAAAAUGUCUUCGGUUUCCAAUUACCUUGAAUUACUCAGCAUUCUGGUAGGAAAUACUAGACACAAAGUGGCAAAUUUGUUAAGCUAAAGAAGAAUCAACUAGUCAUAUGAUUGGUAAAUUAUUAUCCUCGCCAGAUAUGGUGUUUAUAGGAAUUCCCAAAAAUCUGCAAGAUGAUAAACAGGAUUACUUCACUCUGAAUAUGUUUUACUUUAAAAUGUCAUUUGGGUGGACUGCCAGAAAUAAGUGAUGAUGCUCUAUCUUAUGUAUUGAUGCGGUGAAGGUGUUUCUCUCUUCCUUUGAUAUUGUGCUGUUGCCUGGUGUGAAGUUGCUCUCUUCUGUUGAUAAUGCUGGAAUUGAGAUGUCAAGGACAGCAUAAUACAACUGAAAUUAUUUAGCCACUUACGUAGGAAACUGCUCACGUACAGUGGCAAGGACAAUAAUCCUCCGCCGCAUGUUGCCAUAUCAUGAAAUUUGCUUGCAUGUUAUUAUCAACAUUGCCAUAUUAAUUUCAUGCUGGGAAAAAGACUACCUUCAUUGACGAUUGCUGAUGAUAAACCUGACAGUUUUAUGUGGACAGAUGAGAUGCAUCAUAAGUUGCCUUCAGUUAGUUCAACUUUUAUAACUUUUCUUCACCCAUCCAAAAGCACUGUGAAGAGUCGUUGCAAUGUUCCGUAGACAGUCUAUGGUUUCAUUGGCAAUUUGAAACGUCCAAAUUAAGAACACAUCAACCCAUCAACCUGUCUCAUCAAUGCAGCUAUAGCGGGUCCUGAAAUGCAAGAUGUCUCCAAUUCUGAAGGAAAGCAACAAACCUGUCAAUGCACGUCAAAUUAAGGCCAUCCAAGUCAAGCACAGCAAGCUAACAUGUGAAUCCAGUAAUCGAAAGUUCAUAGAACAUGGCUGGACUGCGAUAUGCUUCCUUCUUCUCUGGGGUGGCCGCGAACUCUCCACCACCGAAGGUUCCAUUCUCAGCAGUUGCACCAUGGCAACGUGUAAGUAGCGUUCAGAAGAGAUUGGCUCGUUCAACAACACUAGAUACCAUUGUUGAGGAAGAGAGUUUGGAUUUUAAAAAGAUCACCUCCCAGUUAGCUGCCGCAUCGACCCCAUCUACAUCAGGGGCCAAUGGCAAUGCGGCUACAUUGUUGCUUUUCUCUUCUCCCGUUAUGAUGUUGCUUGUAGUUUUAGCAUGGGUCUCAAGGAACUAAAUGUAAUUUGUGGUGUCCCUGCGGUGAGUGGUUUCAGAUGAACUCUAUGUUUUAGUUGCUUGGAUUAAGAAUAUUGAUGGCAUCCUAACUUAUAACAUUUGGCAAAUUAUAAAAAUCGCUUUGUCGUGAGUUUA